Eutrema salsugineum is the source of this 1455-nucleotide messenger RNA. Its product is annotated as organic cation/carnitine transporter 3. NCBI's taxonomy places the organism in Eukaryota, Viridiplantae, Streptophyta, Magnoliopsida, Brassicales, Brassicaceae. Gene Ontology annotation, molecular function: transmembrane transporter activity. The transcript has 2 exons. Gene Ontology annotation, biological process: transmembrane transport. The record is from RefSeq and is a predicted model, not a curated record. Bases 1 to 1455 code for a protein of 484 amino acids.
AUGGCCGACUCGACUCGGCCGCUUCUCUCCGAUUCCAACUCGUCCCAGUCUAAGCUUCCACCAAAAAGAUCCCUCGACGAAACGAUCGAGCAGUGCAUCGGAAACUUCGGGUGGGCACAGUUUUUCCAAGCCACUCUAGUCUCACUCGCUUGGGUCUUCGACGCUCAGCAAACAUUCAUCACCGUCUUCACCGACUCACAGCCCACGUGGCACUGCCUCGACUCGGACCGAUUCAACUAUGCUUGCAACUCUUCCUCCAACCUCUGCACCUUACCCAACCAAACCUGGUCUUGGGAUUUUAACCCACACGUGUCAAUCAUAUCCGAGUGGAGUCUACAAUGCGCCGGCUCGUUCCUCAAGGGAUUACCUGCAAGCUCCUUCUUCCUCGGCUGUCUGAUCGGCGGCUUAGCUCUCUCUACGCUCGCCGACUCAUCGCUAGGUCGUAAGAACAUGCUCUUGUUGUCAUGUCUUAUCAUGUCUUUGUCUUCGAUGUUAACAGCUUUCUCAACAAGCAUUUGGGUUUAUGCGUUCUUGAGAUUCUUGAACGGUUUCGGCCGAGCCACGGUGGGGACUUGCGCGCUCGUUCUAUCUACGGAGUUAGUCGGUAAAAAAUGGCGAGCACAAGUCGGUGCGAUGGGUUUCUUGUGCUUCACUUUGGUCGGGGUUUUUGUCCGGGAGUCUCCUAGAUGGCUUAUCGUAAAGGGUCGUAAAGAAGAAGCCAUCUCGAUUCUCCAAAGCAUUGCUUCUAAUGCAAUCACUAUGAGUUUCUCGAACUUAUCUUUGGAUGUCCAAGAAGAUCGAUCCAAGUCAAACCCUGAUGUUUUCGACGCGUUAAAGAUCUUGGUGAGGAAACCUUGGUCGCUUAGGAGACUAUUAGCGGUUAUGGCGGUUGGGUUCGGUAUUGGUAUGGUUUACUACGGAAUGCCCUUAGCUUUAACGAAUCUAAAUUUCAAUCUUUACUUAGGUGUUGUGUUCAACGCCUUGUCUGAAUUACCAGCGUUUCUUAUAACGUUUUUCUUCAUUGAUAAAAUCAAUAGAAGAGAUGCGUUGAUCGGAUUCACAGCUCUAACGGGAGUCUCUAGCGUUCUCAUCGCUGCGGUAGGACAACGAAUAGGGUCACUACAGAUUGUGUUAGAGCUGGUUUCGUUUUUCAGCGUGUGCACCGCGUUUAACAUGACGCUUAUAUACACGAUUGAGCUGUUCCCGACGUGUGUGAGGAACUCGGCGAUUGCGAUGGUGAGGCAAGCGUUGGUGUUUGGCGGCGUUUUUAGUCCCGUGAUGGUUGCUGCUGGUCGGGAAAAUCAGUUUUGGUCUUAUGGGUUGUUUGGUUUGAUCAUAGGGUUGUUUGGCUUGUUUGUGGUUGGGUUGCCAGAGACUAGAGGAAGUGUUUUAUGUGACACUAUGGAUGAGGAAGAGUAUAAGAAUAUAGCAAAGGAACCAAUUAUUAUUGGUUGA